GCUCUUUGUCCUGCCUCCCCGUUGUGACGUGAACUCCCAUCUCCCCCCGCCAUUAAUCCUCUCAUAGCCCCACUUACGUACCCCACCCCUCACCAGACUCUAGCUUCCGACUCUAGAUUCUAGCUUUAGACAUUCAUCGAGCAGUCGGGCGAUCGGCUCACUGCGUCCUCACUCUAUUCGUUGAAUUCUCACUCACAGUGCUGCGUUGCAGCCUUAGGUAGAUUUAGCCGUGUAGAUUCAGACAGACCCACCGACAUAGAAAGUAGUUUCGACUCGGGGCUUCGUCGCCUCGAUAAUUCAUUCAUUCAUUCAUUCAUUCAAUCACUCCGUCGUCGAUUGGCUUGGACCGUAAUUUGAAACUUUACUGGGGCGACGUCGAAUGUCAACCCGAACACAUAAUAAUUACUCUAACUGGAUGCGAAUACCGUUCUCCUAACAUCUGCAGGUCGAAGAGCUGAGCAGACGGCUGUGUCUGCUCUCCUUCGGAAUUGCGGGGCCGCGGAUCUUGCUUGCGCUGCGCUGAAGGAAGGAAGGAAGGAUCGGAAGAAGGAACGAACGCGAGAGGGCCUGCGUGGCCACUAGAACAGAUCUGCGUUUGUAAUGCAGUUUAGGAGCCUAAGGGAGCUCCACUCAUUCAUGACGACUCCCGACAUGCUGAGCAAUGUCAUGAACCUGCUGCCGACGGGCACGUAUCUGAUGUUCCAGAUUUUGUCCCCGCUGACGACGAACGAUGGAACGUGCGGAGGCAUGGAGAAGGCGCUCACCUCGUUCACGCUCUGCAUCUUCGCGUGCUUCUGCGCUCUGCUGGCCUUCACCGACAGCUAUGUGGCCGAGGAUGGCAGGCUCUACUACGGCAUCGUGACGGUGAAGGGCCUGUGGAAUCCGACCUUGGAGGACAGCGGCCUGGCGGAUGUGGCCGGCUCGACCUACUUCGGCGGCGGUGGCAAGUACGAGAUCAAGCGCCAGGACUUCGUGAAUGCGACUCUGGCCGUGGCCGUGUUCAUGACGCUGACUCUGCUGUCGGACAAUGUAGCCGAGUGCUUCUACGGCUCGCUGUCGCCGAACCUCAAGCGGAGCGUUCCCAUUCUCGUGGCUCUGGUGAUCGGAUUCAUUUUCGCCUUCUCGCCCCCGGCGCGAAACGGAAUUGGGUUCGCCAUAAGCACUACACAAAUUUCGUUGGUCUCCAACCCUGUGCACGUGUAGCACACAAAUCGUUUUGACAUUAUGAAUUCUGAUGAAAAGCUAAAGCUCCUCUCGAUGGCUCAUCGGGAGGACGAAUAGGCCAACCGAAGACAUAGAAAGUGAAGAAGAAGAAAAAGAAGGGAAGGUUCUGACUCGAGAGCAAGCUCGAGCAAGUCGUGCCUUCUUGAAGCCUGGCCUCACCAGUGUACGACUUGCAGGGUCUGGCAUUGGUCGACGGACGACGCAUAAUUGAUGGGAUCCAGGAGCAGCAGGAGGAGGAAGGCCAGGCCUGUAAUAUGAUGUAGAUCCGGACAUGUACACACACUGAUCACGGUGAUAAAGUUCCACGGUGUCCAUUGCUCUUCAAGUAAAGCCGACGGUUGAGGCGGGGCAUCGAACUUGCAUGCAUUCCGGAGACAGAAGAAGAUUUUGCCCAACGCAGUGUUGCGAGUCACGGAAACCCACAGAGAUGAGUUAGCCAGAAAUGUCACGAAGCAGUAUUCUUCGAGGAGCUUGUGAGUCCUGAACAUACGUACAUACAGCAAUCGAUCGCCUCCUCUCUACUGUUGGGUGUGUCCCUUUCGUGCACACGCGAGGGCAGUCAGUCAGUCAGUCGAUUCUGAGAAGCUGGGUCGGUCGGUCGUUGGUUCGUUCGUCUGCACCGAAGUUCUUUUUCUGGUGGAAUUCUCUUUUACUCGUCCUGGAGGCCGCGUUCUGUAACUAACUCUCCUGGUGCCUUUCUGUGCGUUCCUCCGUCCUUCUGUGACAGGAGCAAACUCCCAUGGAUGUCGACUCCGUUCCUCAUCCAGGAAUCAUUUCGUUUCGUUUGCUUACACAUUUUUACGUACAAUCAACUGUUCGUGAAAUCUUCCUCCCUUUCCUUCCUUCUGGAGAUCGAAGGUCUUCUGCAUACUUGCAGCGGUAAAGAAUUUCGUGCGGGCAGAAAGAUAAGCAGGUUUAACGUCCAUCAGCGAGGAUUCCCAUUUUUGAAAGUUCCAUGGCCUAUCGACCGAGUGAAUAUACGGACAUGUAGCUGUUUCUCCUUCUGCUCGUACGCCCGCUCUCUACCCUCCACCCACAUUGGCCGAGGAUGGACUCCCACCAGGAGUUCAGCUUCUUUGUAUACUUGUUAGGAGCAGACUGAGUUAAUGUCUGAUAGGAAUAAAUGGUCCCUGACUAGAUCCAAGCAUCGUCGGUGCAGAAGUUCAGUUCGCCGAACUCCGUGCCAGUUUUGCGCUAGUCAACACAUUAUCUAGCCAUUAGAAUCUAGAUUGUAAAGAUGUGCCACCGACAGAGAGUGCAAAUUGCACUAUGUAAAAAG
Molecule: messenger RNA, 2503 nt
Organism: Marchantia polymorpha subsp. ruderalis
Lineage: Eukaryota; Viridiplantae; Streptophyta; Marchantiopsida; Marchantiales; Marchantiaceae
Source: the annotation of a GenBank genome assembly